AGUUAACAGGCAUUGUUUUUGUGUGUCAUUAUUGCAGAGGGAAUAUUGAGGAAAAUAAAAUAGUUGCAAAAAUUUACGUAUUUAUUGAGACCAAUACAUCCCUAUCAACAGACGACAGCAAUGAGCGAUGUACAAACACUGAUGGACAUGGGUUUUCCCAAAGAUAGAGUUGAAUAUGCCUUGAAGGUAACUAAUCAUAAGGGCGUCGAGAUGGCCAUGGAAUGGCUGUUGGCCCACGUUGAUGAAGAGAUACCAGGUGCAGUGAGUGCCACCGCUGCACCAGCAGCAGCAUCCACUGCCACUGCAACCGAAGACUCGGCGCCGAGUAGCAGCGGCGCCAGCGAAGAUCCCAUUGCCAAAUCGUUGAAAUGUGACGAUUGCGGCAAGGUGCUCAAAGAUCAGACAGAGGUGGAAUACCAUGCCGCAAAGACGGGUCACGCUAACUUCUCCGAGUCCACCGAAGAGAAAAAGGCCCUCACCGAGGAGGAGAAGAAGGCCCAACUAGCUCUCAUCGAGGAGAAGCUCAAACAGAAGCGCGUUGAGCGCGAGGAACGUGAGAAGAGUGAGGCUCUGGAGCGUGAACGCAAUCGCAUACGCUCCGGCAAGGACAUGACAGAGGCACGCCGCCGCAUGGAGGAGGUUGAAAUGAAAAAGAUCGUCGAUCAGCGCAAGCGCGAAAAGGAGGAGGAGAAAGCUGCACGCGAUCGAGUUCGCGCCCAAAUCGAGGCUGACAAGGCGGCUCGGAAAGCCAGGGAAUUGAAGAACAGUCCCGCUGCUGCGUUGUCGGAUGCUGUGCCCUCGGUCAGUUCGACUACGACGGCCACAUCGCCGACGGGUGUGAAGUCACCGCCUCGGGAUUACACCGAGACACGCAUCCAGGUGCGACUGCAGGAUGGCUCUACGCUCUCCUCCGAGUUCAAUGUGAAGGAGCCGCUGUCUGCUGUGCGCGUCUUCAUCCAGGUUAAGACUGGCAUUGAGACACCCUUUGCCCUGAUGACCACAUUUCCGCGCAAGAUCUUUGCCGAUGAUGACUAUGAGAAGCCGCUGGAAGCACUGGGCCUGGUGCCCUCCGCUGUCGUCAUUAUGACCAAGUCGACUGCGUAAAUCGAAUCCCACACAAAUAAACAACAAGAAACACAAAACCAACAGCAGCAGCAGCAGCAACUACAACUAAUAAACAUUUAUAAACGAUAUUAUAUUCGUAAAAAGUAUGGCGCGAUAUUUCCAGUCGCCCUCUCGACUACGGGCGUUAAGUGUACGAUUUUAAAUAAAAGCUUAAAUUAAAGUUUUACAAUUUA
This is a messenger RNA of Drosophila grimshawi, 1298 nucleotides long. Its product is annotated as UBX domain-containing protein 1. The transcript has 3 exons. NCBI's taxonomy places the organism in Eukaryota, Metazoa, Arthropoda, Insecta, Diptera, Drosophilidae. Gene Ontology annotation, molecular function: protein binding. The record is from RefSeq and is a predicted model, not a curated record. The coding region runs from base 121 to 1104 and encodes 327 amino acids.